AUGGCUGCUGUGGCAUCUGGACUCCCGAAGGUACAGCAAGAACCAUCCGAGGCUCUCCGGAUCGUGGCCGACAACAACGGGGCCGAAAACGUACCCAAAGAUGAGCUGAGAGUGUCCUCGUCCGAGUCUGCAAUCUCUAUGAAAGAGCAGCUCGAGCAGCAUCACCAGGACGACGCGGAGGGCUCAUGGGCAAAGCUCUCCAUUUAUCGGAUCCCAAACUAUCUCAAGGAUGGCGACAAGAAGACCUAUGUCCCCCAGAUCGUCUCCCUCGGGCCGUACCACCACGGCAAGGACCACCUCCGCCAUAUGGACCAGCACAAGUGGCGUUGCCUCCGCUGCAUCCUCGAGCGCUCCCAUCACGAGAUAGGCCUCUAUAUAGACUCCAUGAAGGAGGUUGAGCAGAGAGCUCGCUCCUGCUACGAUGGAAAGAUAUCCAUGAGCAGGCAGCUCGUGCAGAUGAUGGUUCUAGAUGGGUGCUUUGUGAUCGAGUUAUUACAGGGAGUCGCCGAGGGGUUCGAGAAAUUGGGCUACCCAAGCAAUGACCCCGUCUUCUCAAAGUGGGGAUCUAUGCUCAAGAUCCUGAUCCAACGCGACAUGAUUUUACUUGAGAAUCAGAUCCCGCUCUUCAUACUCGCCCGGCUGCUCGGUCUCCAACUGGGCAACCCCGAUCAGGAGGGGCGCGUGGGCAAGUUGGUGCUCGAGUUCUUCGACCCUAUUGGCAGCGAACGGGUGGAGUUUGACCCGUCACGCGACCGGUGCGGGCUCCAUUGCCUCGAAGUGCUCUGGCACAGCUUCUUGCCCUCGAGCUUGACGCAAGCGAGGACCACGAGGUGGCAGCAGUACCAGGACAAGCUCAUUCCGUGUCUGACCGAGCUCAUGGAAGCCGGGAUCAAGUUCAAGCGCACAUUUACGGAAAAUUUCGGGGACAUCAAGUUCAAGGUCGAGUACGGGAUUCUCGAGAUCCCCUACAUUGAGAUCCACCCAGGGACGAGGUCGAUCUUUCUCAACUUGAUAGCCUUCGAGCAAUCUCACUUCGAUUGCAGGGAGCACAUCACCUCAUACGUAAUGUUCAUGCACAACUUGAUCAACUCCUUCGAGGACGUUCGGUACCUCUGCAAGCGUCAGAUCAUCAACCACUGCCUUGGGAGCGACGCCGAGGUCGCUGACCUCUUCAACCUGCUUUGCCAGGAGGUGGUCUUUGACAUCCAAGACAGUUAUCUCCGUGAAGUGUGUAUCAAGGUGAUCGACUACUACAGAUAUCCUGGAGAGCCAGUAUCGCGCAAAUGGAAUGCCUGGAGAGCCAUUCUCAAGAACAAGUACUUCGACAAUCCCUGGUCAAUCAUUUCCUUCAUGGCUGCUACCGUUUUGCUUGUGCUUACUUUCCUACAGGCCCUCUAUGCAGUCUGCUACUACAAGCCGCGUUCUUGA
Eucalyptus grandis is the source of this 1428-nucleotide messenger RNA. RefSeq names its product UPF0481 protein At3g47200. The record is from RefSeq and is a predicted model, not a curated record. NCBI's taxonomy places the organism in Eukaryota, Viridiplantae, Streptophyta, Magnoliopsida, Myrtales, Myrtaceae.